This is a messenger RNA of Dioszegia hungarica, 1467 nucleotides long. RefSeq lists its product as uncharacterized. The coding region runs from base 1 to 1467 and encodes 488 amino acids. The record is from RefSeq and is a predicted model, not a curated record. NCBI's taxonomy places the organism in Eukaryota, Fungi, Basidiomycota, Tremellomycetes, Tremellales, Bulleribasidiaceae. The transcript has 6 exons.
AUGCGGGACUAUAAACGUCAUAUGGCAAGGAGGGGUACCACCAUUCCAUAUGGUAGUUGUGAUCCUGCGGGAACGAAACUGGUCGCCAUGAUGUCAGACUCAACGGGAGAAGGCUCGGGAGGUGUGACGCCGCUGUAUACGGUGACGGAAUCGGCCGCGACUUGUCAGCUGCGCUCUACCGAGACAGACUUCCUAUUCUACCUCAAUUCGACAUCCGUCAAUCAAUGCUCCCCGCUCCAGGUCUCUUGGGACUCGAAAGCCGUCGGCUCGGUCCGCCUGCUCGGUGUCAUCCCCUCCGGCCAGCCUUUUAUGUUCACCGCGCAGCCCGGCUCUACAACCUGGAACUGGAACGCCAAUGUCGCAGCGGGCACGUCUUUCAUCCUCGGCGCGUUUGACGGGGGAAGGACGGGCAUAGGCGGGUCGAGCGACCUCAUGACGGUCGGCCAGGGCGGUGCGGGGUGUCUGGACGACAGCAGUCCGAGCUCGACCCCGGCGGCAACUGUGCCUACGAUGACGCGCUCGGCGGGGAAGGUCCCAGCGACCGGGACAGGGACGGCGACUGUAGGGGCAGGAGGAGGUGUCAAGACGGUCACGGCGAUAGCAACGGUGAUACCUGAGGGGAGUGGGAGAGGCCUCAGCACCGGCGCAAUCGUCGGCAUUGUGGUUUGCUCUAUCCUCGCACUCCUCGCCCUUCAAGGCGCCAUCUUCUGGUUCUGCUGUCGACGCCAAGUCUCGGCUCUCAUCUCACACCGCAAAGAUAUGCGGACGAAAGGCAUCAAGUCUGGCGAGGUCGAUCUCGGCGCGGAGGAUGGCAACUCCCGGUCGCCAAUGGAGAACUACCAAGAAGGCGGGAUCUUUGGGACGGCGAGCAAUCGCCAGUCGAGCUACGGGGAUAUGACGGACGGAGGAGAGGGGACAAUCUCGCCCUUCCGAGAGUAUGGUAGGACGUCUCAGUCGGACUUGGCGGACGGCAGAGGGGAGCGGGCCAUGUCGGGUUAUCAGGCAUACGGGUCUGACACCCUGCUCAUGCCUCCUCGAGCACACGGGCGUACCGAAUCUUUCGGCAGCGGCCUCACCCUCGACCUACCCAUGUCCACCUUUGACGACUUUUCCAUCUCGCCUACCGACUCACCUCCCCUCGGCAGCCGGACCAACUCCGGCCAAGGAUCCGCCCCGUCUUCCACGCCAGCUAUACCAUCUGCGGUCGCUGCACCUUCUCGCAGACCACCGCCGUCCAAGGCGCAAAUGGCAGCGAGCCUCUCUCUCCACAGUCCCGAUAUGGACCGCAUGAGCCAGCCAUACGGCGGGAUCAUGCCUUCUCAGUCGACCCCCGUGGGCGGUCUGCGGCGGCACGAGGACGCGGGACCGGCGGUGGUUAGGGCUAGGCAAGAUGUGGAGGAUCUACCACCGCUGUACAGGCCAGAAUGGGAGACUGAGAGUCGGCAUAGGGAUUCCACAGGACGAUGA